Nasonia vitripennis (jewel wasp) is the source of this 1504-nucleotide messenger RNA. RefSeq names its product calcyphosin-like protein. Gene Ontology annotation, molecular function: calcium ion binding. The record is from RefSeq and is a predicted model, not a curated record. Lineage: Eukaryota; Metazoa; Arthropoda; Insecta; Hymenoptera; Pteromalidae. Bases 511 to 1152 code for a protein of 213 amino acids. The transcript has 6 exons.
UCAGUUUGUCGCACACCCCCGCGACAUUCGCUUCGCGGCUCCGUAGGUGCCCGGUGUCUUCUGUAUACUUGCAGUGCAGCGAGUUCGAUCGCCCAGCGGCGGCGGCAAAUUACUUCCCGACAGAAUCCUCGGAGACGUAGGGACCAUUUUUCUCCGAAGGAAAUUCCGCUCAGGAAAAAACAAGAAAUUGUUUUAGAUUACUAAAAGAAGGGUAUAGAGCCGAUAUCUUGGUCAUUGAAGGUAAUAGAAUCGCGGUGCUUUUGAUUUUCGCCAACAUACCUCUGUCUGUCAACUUACUCAUGUAUUUUUCAAAAUUCAGUCUUAAGUUACUUGUCGAGUGACUCACACAAGCGAUAGAGUAUCGUUCUUCAAUCGUUCACUUUCAUAAUGAGCGCAUAAACUGUUUUAUAAUCUAAAAUCAUCAAGCCACUGUAAUAAAUUCACAACAAUUUUCUAUGUUUUAUGUGUGCAUGGUUUACCUUCCAUUUGAUCGACGAAAAAAAUUGAGGGAUGUUCAACAGGCCGCAAAGUGCUACCACCAGACAGGAGAUUGAGAUGAUCAAUAAGGCCCAGCGGGCCGUGAUCAACACAACGGAUACCAUGGAGAAACUGCGUCUGCUCUGCCUGGCCAGGGGUGCUCACGGCAUCCUCGGCCUCGGCAGAGUAUUUCGACGAAUGGAUGAAGAUGGAAACAAGCAACUAAGUCAAGAUGAACUGUCGGAGGGACUCAAGGAAUGCGGGUUAGAACUUUCAGAUGAAGAAAUUACUGAAAUGUUUAAUAAGUUGGAUGCUGAUGGCAGUGGGGGCGUCAACAUCGAAGAAUUCAUUGUUGCUGUCAGACCACCCAUGAAUGAUAGCAGAAAAAAGAUUGUAGAGUUGGCAUUUCAAAAGUUGGAUAAAACCGGCGAUGGUGAAAUUAAUAUUGAUGAUUUAAAAGGCGUUUAUAAUGUAAAAUGUCAUCCUCGUUACAUCAGUGGCGAAGAGAGCGAAGAGAGUAUAAUGAAUAAAUUCCUUGCAAAUUUUGAACAAAAUGCAACAAAAGAUGGAAUUGUAACUUUUGACGAAUUUAUAAACUAUUACAGCGCUAUUAGUGCAAGUAUCGAUAAUGAUGCCUACUUCGAUUUGAUGAUGCGCAAUGCCUACAAAUUAUAAGAACAUUUUUUAAGAUUGAACAAGAAUACAUAUAGCACAGUUUCUGAAUCAUGCAAAAGAAUUUUUUUAACGUUUGUAAGUACAUACAUAGGUAUGAAACAGAAGUGUACAAGAAAAAUAAUUCAAAUAUAGAAAAAUGGAUAUAGUUGAGCAUUAAAAUUAAAUGAUGGAUUAUUAAAAUAAUUAAUUAAGUAAGACACUAUGCUCUUUUGAGUUAUAAUAUUAUUAAAAGAUUGCUUGCUUCUACAAAGUAUCUGAACAUUCCAUAAUUCUGUGUAAAAGAGGUUUAAUAAUUCAAAUUAUAUUCUUUAGUUUUGUUAUGUUAUAAUAAAUAAAAUACUCAAAAUUCACA